AUGGCGUCCGGAUGCACAGAGAGAGCGGUGCUGGAGUUCCUGACGGGGAGGGGUGGGAGGGUCAGGCAGAUGGAGCUGAUCGACUAUUUCGCGUCGAUCUGGGAAAACGACUCGGAGAAGGACGCGACGGCUCGCGAGACUCUGACACGCGUCGUGGACCACGUCGCGUGCUUAACGCUGGAGAACGGAGUGCACGUCGUGUGCCUGAAGGAGGGCUGCAUGGACUCGGCGACGCGCACCCACGCCGACGGCCACGACCAGGAGCGCAAUGGCAACGCUUUCGGGGCAGGGGACGCGCCGCUGUCCGGGGCAGCCGGUCCCCCCGGCGACGUCGACGAGGCCUCGGACUGCAACGUCAGUGGCGACCCCUGCAGCGGAGGCCGCAAGCGGGGGAAGGACGCAGCCCUGCGCGGACCCGCAAGUGAUCCCAAGUCAAGUGGCAACGAGAGGCCGUCCGAGUCGGAGGAACCCGUCGCUGCCUGCCGUGAAGGAGGCACAAGUGGGACCCCCGCCUGGGCUGGAGGGGAGGUGAAGCUGAGAGAGAGGAGGAGGCGAGAGUCCGCCCCAGCUAUAGGGGCCGAGCUUGACCCUGCUCACCCGGGAGGGCACCACGGUCAGGUGAGAGGGGCCCGCAGGGUCUCCAGGGGUUCCCAGAGAGCUGUGCUGACCAGCUGUCUGUCAGAGGACGGCGCUUGGGAUGGACUGGAUACGGGUGGGGACGGCAGUACUCCCAAAGGCAGCCGCAGGAACUUCAUCGAGCUGAUGAUGAGCAGCUCCCCUCAGGUGCGAAGGUCCCUGAUCCACCGCAGUUCACGCCUCAGGGACUCUGUGAAGAGCGACGGUGACUGUACCUCACUCCUCUCCUCCUUGGCCACAGAUGAGGACUGCGCCUCUGUCACCCUGGACCCCCUGGAACAUGAGUGGAUGCUGUGCGCCUCAGAUGGCCAGUGGGACAGCCUGCAGCCCCUUCUUGCCACGGAACCGAGCCUGGUGGCCAAAAGAGACUUUGUAACUGGGUUUACGUGUCUCCACUGGGCAGCCAAACAGGGCAAAGCCGAGUUGCUGUCCCAGCUGCUAGGCUUCGCUAAGGAGAGCAUGGUGCCUGUGGACGUGAACGCCAGAUCCAGCGCUGGCUACACACCUCUACACUUGGCAGCCAUGCACGGACAUACACAGGUGGUGCGUGUGCUCUUGUCCGACUGGGAGGCCGACCCUGAGACCAGAGACUACAGCGGGAGGCGCGCCAUCCAAUAUCUCCCCCUGCCAGUGGCCACAGAGCUGCGGGAGGACAGGGCCAGCGUUUCCCCCGGAGCAGAGUCGGACACAGAGAACGCCGAUGGCGGCAGCAGGGGUCGGGGCUGGCGCUUACCUAAAGUCCUCCAGUCCAACCUGAACCCCCUCAGGCUGCUGAACCCCCCGGCAGAGGGAGCGGAGGAGGUGGGGGUCCGGGCGGGGAAGGCCAAGGGAGGCGUUCAAAGGAAGCCAUCGCUGAGUCGGCUGAACACGAGGCUGCAGCGGGGGCACCGCCGUACCCAGAUCAUCCACAGCACCUCCUUCAGGGACUCUGAGGAGGUGGGCGGAGGAAGAGAAGAGUUUUCCAGCAGUCCUCUCCGAGCCCGACCGCUGUCCAAUCUGUUUGGAUGA
Molecule: messenger RNA, 1644 nt
Organism: Lampris incognitus (smalleye Pacific opah)
Lineage: Eukaryota; Metazoa; Chordata; Actinopteri; Lampriformes; Lampridae
Gene: sowahca
Product: sosondowah ankyrin repeat domain family Ca
Exons: 3
Coding region: 1-1644 (547 amino acids)
Molecular function (GO): protein binding
Source: RefSeq, a predicted model, not a curated record